AUGGCUGAGGCUCUAGUUUCUGGUCUCAUAGAGGAGCUUGUUUCACUCGCUUUUCAAGGACUUAAUGAAGAGGUGAGACUGGUGAAGGACGUGGAUGAAGAUGUUCAACAGCUGAAGACCAAUCUGGAAGCUCUUCAUGCUGUGCUCGAAGAUGCGGAAAGAAGACAAUUUGCCGAUCAAAGCGUGAGAAAAUGGAUGGAUAGGCUGAAAGAUGUGUCGUUCGACAUGGAUAACGUGUUGGAUGAGUGGAGCACUGCUAUUUUGAAACUCAAAAUAGAUCAGAAACAACAAGGUGAACAUGCUUCUUCUUCUCGAACUAGCAUUAAUGAGAAGGUAUGCCUCUCUAUUCCAUCACCUUUUUCUUGUUUCAAAUCCAAAGUUAAUCGAAUUACUCUGCGUCAUGACAUCGCUCACAAAAUCAAAGACCUCAAUAAAAAACUAGAUAGGAUUGCUGGAGAGAAAGAUAGGUUUCAACUUAGCACAACAACCUUAGAGCAACCUAUGGAGCGACCUAGGACAACCUCGUUUGUUAUUGAAACUGACGUGUUUGGGCGGGAUAAUGAUAAGGAUAUUUUGGUUAGCAAGUUAUUGGCUGAGAAUAGUUGUACUCAUCAGGAUCAAAAUUUCAAUAUUAUUCCUAUUAUAGGGAUGGGGGGAAUGGGGAAGACUACUCUAGCCCAGUUGGUGUAUAAUGAUGAGAAGGUCAAGGCUCACUUCAAUCUUAGAAUUUGGGUAUGUGUUUCAGAACCAUUUGAAGAGAUUAAGAUUGCAAAAGCCAUUGUUGAAUCCAUUAAAGGUAGUGCCUCAAAUAUCAAUGAAUUAGAAAACUUGCUCCAAUAUAUGCGCAAGUGUAUUGAAGGAAAGAGGUAUCUUCUUAUCUUGGAUGAUGUGUGGACUGAGGAUAGGCAGAAGUGGGAGCUAUUAAGGAUUCCUUUGAAGUGUGGUGGUGUGGGAAGUAGAAUACUUGUUACUACAAGGAAAAAGGAAGUUGUUGUUGUAAUGGAAGUCGCGGCGGAGAGCGUGAUUACAUUGGAGGAGCUGUCUGAAGAGCAUUGUUGGUCAAUAUUUAAGAAACUUGCAUUCUUUGAAAGAAAUGAGGAUGAGUGUCGUGUACUAGAAGAAAUUGGUCAAAAAAUUGCUAGAAAGGCCAAGGGUUCACCUCUUGUUGCAAAAAUUUUGGGAAGUCUCAUGUGCUUUAAAAAGACCAAAAUUCAAUGGGAGGAUGUUCUAAGUAGUGAAUUGUGGCAAUCCAAGGAUUUUAAAAACAUCUUUACUCCUUUAUUCUUAAGUUAUAAUGACUUGUCCGCAAAAGAAAAACGAUGUUUCUCGUAUUGUUCAAUAUUUCCAAAGGAUUAUGAAUUUUCUAGAGAUCUGUUGGUUGAGAUGUGGAUGUCACAAAGUUUUGUAGGAUGUGGCAAUAACUCAAAAAAAGAAGGUCAUGAUUGUUUUGAAACUUUAGUCAUGAGAUCCUUCUUUCAAGAUUUUAUAGAAGAUAAUCUUGAUGGUGUUAUCACCCGUUGCAAGAUGCAUGACAUAGUGCAUGACUUUGCUCAAUUUUUGACAAGUGAUGAAUGUGUUACUUUGGUAGUUGAUGAAAAUAUUGAAGAGAAGUUGAAAUUACUUGAUGAAAAGGCUCGUCAUUUGAACCUGGAAGUUGGACCCGACACAAAAUUUCCUUUCAUGAAAUACAAAAGAAUGAAUCAAAAGAAUCUUCGCUCCUUACUUGUUUUACCAUAUAGAAGAACUAUUAGUGUUGAUGCAUCACUGUUCUCAGAUCUUUCGGCAAUGGAAAAUUGGAAGAAUUACCCGACACUUUAUGUGAUCUAUGUAAUUUGCAAACUCUAA
Messenger RNA from Humulus lupulus (European hop), 1845 nucleotides. RefSeq names its product putative disease resistance protein RGA3. The transcript has 2 exons. Bases 1 to 1845 code for a protein of 614 amino acids. Gene Ontology annotation, biological process: defense response to other organism. Lineage: Eukaryota; Viridiplantae; Streptophyta; Magnoliopsida; Rosales; Cannabaceae. Gene Ontology annotation, molecular function: ADP binding. The record is from RefSeq and is a predicted model, not a curated record.